GCUUUGCAGCCAUAAAACAGCUCGCAACCUGCAAAAAAAUACAGUAGAGAAGCAUCCGCGCGAGCCCUGCACCGCUGCGCAUCACCACGAUGCACGGCCACCUCGGCUACCAGCGCAGAGCCAUGGGCCUCCAGGACCGCACCUUCAGCUUCGCGCGCCACGGCGAGGCGCGGCACAACGAGUUCAUAAGAGACGGCAGAGAUACUGAGGGGCGCGCAUUGCUUGAUCCGGCCUUGACGGAGGCGGGCGAGGCGCAGGCUAGUCAGCUCGCCGAAGCUUUAAAGCCUCCGGAGCGGCAGUUCGACAUCAUCGUGACGAGUCCCCUGUGUCGAGCGUUGCAGACCGCCUCGAAAAUAGCAGAGACGCAGGACGACGUUGAAAUAAUUGUGACAUCAUUGCACACCGAGACGGCGAUGCCUCCCGCUGACGCCUGCCAGCGCGGGUCGCUCGACGCAUCGAUGAUCGAAGCACGGUAUCCUAGCUUCGACGUCGCUAGAAUACGGACGCCGCGCGACUGGAUCUGCGCCGACGGCGGCUGGUUCGCGCCGAGGGCCGCCGAGGCGCGCCUCGCGGAGUUCCGGGAGCUUCUGAAUGCGCUGCCGCCCCACAAGGACGUGCUCGUCGUGGGCCACGCGGGCUUCUUCAAGCGGCUUUUUGGAGAGGACCAGAAGAUGGGGAAUUGUGAAGUCGUGACUCGCGCGCUCGACGGGGGGGCCGUCGCGGCGGGGUAAUAAUGGUUUGUUGUGG
This is a messenger RNA of Pelagomonas calceolata, 747 nucleotides long. NCBI's taxonomy places the organism in Eukaryota, Pelagophyceae, Pelagomonadales, Pelagomonadaceae. The record is from the annotation of a GenBank genome assembly.